Messenger RNA from Musca vetustissima, 1022 nucleotides. Its product is annotated as dolichyl-phosphate beta-glucosyltransferase-like. NCBI's taxonomy places the organism in Eukaryota, Metazoa, Arthropoda, Insecta, Diptera, Muscidae. Gene Ontology annotation, cellular component: endoplasmic reticulum membrane. Bases 17 to 1003 code for a protein of 328 amino acids. The record is from RefSeq and is a predicted model, not a curated record. The transcript is spliced from 6 exons.
UAUUAAAAAAGAAAAUAUGGCAUUUUUAGAUUAUUUACAGUUGAUUGCAUUCUUCGGUUCUGUUAUAUUUACGGUUCUGUUGUUAUCGCUUGCAAUUAUACAAAAGUCUGUGACAACACCAUUGCCUGUGAUCAAACGACACAAACAAGAAAAAACCUUUUUGGAUCCAAACAAAUUGAAGACGAUUGAAUUCCCUAGCAUAGAUGAUGAACCCAGUGUGGAUUUAAGUGUCAUUGUACCGGCCUACAAUGAGGAGGAGCGAAUGCCUUCUAUGUUGGACGAAUGUCUGGAGUAUUUGGAAAAUAAAUCCAAGUCUGGCAAUUUCACCUAUGAGGUGAUUGUAGUCAGUGAUGGUAGUUCUGAUGGCACGGUGGCACUUGCAUUGAAGUACUCGAAACGAUAUACCGCCGAAAAGGUUCGUGUAUUGGAGCUGAUUGAAAAUCGUGGAAAAGGUGGUGCUGUACGAUUGGGCAUGCUAAGUGCUCGUGGUCGUAAUUUACUUUUUGCCGAUGCUGAUGGUGCAACAACAUUCUCGGACUUAGAUAAACUCACCGAAAGUUUGGCAACUAUUAAUAAAGAUUGGAAAGAUGAUGCUGUGGUAAUUGGUUCAAGGGCACAUUUGGAAAAGGAAGCCAUUGCCACAAGAAGUGCAUUUAGAACAUUCCUGAUGCAUGGUUUCCACUUUUUGGUGUGGUUAUUUGCUGUGCGCUCCCUAAGAGAUACACAAUGUGGUUUUAAACUACUAACCAGAUCGGCAGCUAGAAAACUCUUUCGCAUUAUGCAUGUGGAGAGAUGGGCCUUUGAUGUCGAACUGUUAUUUUUGGUAGAACGCCUAAACAUUCCCGUACGUGAAGUUGCCGUUAAAUGGCAAGAAAUUGAAGGUUCAAAGCUGACACCAUUUUGGUCAUGGAUACAAAUGGGUGUUGAUUUAUUUUUAAUAUGGUUCCGUUAUACAAUUGGUGCAUGGCAAAUUGUCGACACCACCAAAGCCCAUGCAGAAUAAUCUCCCAAGUUUUCUUUUC